Molecule: messenger RNA, 24889 nt
Organism: Porites evermanni
Lineage: Eukaryota; Metazoa; Cnidaria; Anthozoa; Scleractinia; Poritidae
Source: the annotation of a GenBank genome assembly
AUGGAUUCUCCAUAUGCUGGGAACAUCACAGACUCCUCCUCAUCAUAUCCGUCCUUUCCUCCAAGUCAAACGUCAACGCCUGAAUCAGCCACACCAUCAGCCAUGCAAAUUGUUGCGCCGGGUUCAAAUCAAAAAAAGGAAGCAAAUAAAUUAACAGGUGAGUAAUUUAAGAAAUCUCUGAUGAUACACACAAAUUUGCAUGUGGCAUUUUUAUUACUGUGCUAAACUCUUUGUGCAUGGUUAAUGCAUUUUAAUACUUUUGUGCUAUAAUUUUUAGUCACUUGAGAGCAAACGUAAUGUGCAAGGGACCACCGGGUGCUGUUAGAGCACAGCCCUGAACUCUACUGAAAGGCUGAAAGCACAGUAAACACCCACUAAUAAGGAACUGUGGAUUAAGUACCUCCUGGCAGAAAUUUGCCACUUUAAUACCCCAAAAUACAAGAACCUGUUUAGCCAAGCAACAUCAAGCAGGUUCUUAUAUGUGGGUUACAGGUAAAUUAUGAUAAACGAUUUAACAAAGGAGUGUAACUUUGAGUUGUAAAUGUAGGUAUAAUAAGAACAUAGGUAAGUAAACUGCACAUAAAUUUGAGGGUCAGGGUCAAUACAAUUGUGAAUAAAAUAGAAAGUUUAUUUAUUUUUCUGGUAAUCAACAAUCUUUUAGCUCCUUCAUAAAAAAUAAAAACCUACUUAGGCUAAAUUGCCAAUGAGUACCACAAAAUACAAGAACCUAUUUUGCCAGAUUUAAAAAAAAGGAGGUUCUUGAUAAAUAAAUAAAGAUGGUAAAUUUUAAGCUCGAAAAAGAAAAUGAGAAGUGAUGUGAUCAACAUGUCAUGAGUAGGGGACAAGAAAAAAUCAGCCAUGCAAAUUAUUGUGCCAGGUUUGAGUCAAAAAGAGGAACCUAAUGACCUUCUGUACACCCGUCAGAUGCUCUAACCACUGAGCUACGAAGGACUUGUGCCAAGCUGGGCAAAUUAUAAGUCCUUCAUAGCUCAGUGGUUAGAGCAUCCGACCGGUGUACAAAAGGUCAUAAGUUCAGUUCCUGUCGUGGACUCAGAUUUUUUCUUUGUCCCCUGCUCGUGACAUGUUGAUCAUAUAAUUUAUUAGCAGGUGUUUACUGUAUUUACAAGUUGUCAUACUACACAAAUAUGGGACCUACUGAUCUGCUGUCAGUCAGUGGUUAAGUAACCUAACAGCGUAAAGGAGAAAAACAUUUUAAGGGUAGAAAGAAUUCCUUAACAAAGUUCAAGGUUGCAUUCACUGUUCUGCAAAUACAGCAUACUUUUUUUCCCAGUUUUCUCAGUGAUGUCACCAGUUCACCUGAGAGGGCUUGUUAAUGACUUAAUAUUGAUAUAUCAUUUACUAUGAGAGGUUAUUGAUUGUGUUUCUUUCCCAUCAGUUGAUGAUCAAUUAAUUUCAAAGGCUGUGACUGAUAACACUCUUUUUUUGGAGAAACUUUCGAAGUACCUGGACCGCGAAAGUCGAGUAAUCAAGUGUUGGAAGCACUUAGCAUUUGUUUUGAAUGUACCUGCUGAGGAAACAAGAAAGUUUGACAUGUUCACUGAACACAGCCCUACUGAGGAUAUGUUUAACUAUCUUGCUGAAAACUGGCAUCCGGAUUUGGAAGUUAGAGAGUUGAAGAUCAAACUGGCAAAGAUAUAUCGCAAUGAUGUAAUUGACAGUUUAAUAAAAGGUAUUAAGACAAAACAAUUUUUUAUUUCACAGGUGGUGAAGAUGAUUGCUUAUAGUAUUGCACAUCUCCACUAUGUCAAAGAUAACCAGGCAAACUCAAUGACAUUUUUAUUACAUGAAUAUUUUUAAAGACCUUUACUCUUAAAUUAAAUUAAAUUAAAUAAUAAUUGAAGAACUUGGAGGUACAUAAAAGUCCAAAGCAUGCAAUAUAAAAGUAAGAUAGUGUCAGUUACAGUAUUUUUGCACUACAUGUGAGUCUUAUACAUGUACAUACAUGUAUGAAGUAAUCUGCAUUGCCUAUGUUUCUUCAGUGAAAUGAUACCUGCCAAUGUUCUCUUCUUACAGGGGGGUAUCGUGACGAGGAAAAGGUAGCUGACCUGAUAUCUGGCCGACCAAAGUUUAUUGUCAUGCUAUCAUCAAAGCUUGAUACAGAGUCUAGAACAAUUGGCAACUGGAAAUCACUGGCAACACACUUUGGAAUCAGAAAGCAAGUGACUGAACAGUUUGGAUCCAGGGGCUCAGGCCCCACAGCAGCACUGUUCCAGCACAUGAGUACUGCUGAUGGUCUUAAAGAUUUGACCAUGGGUGAACUGCGCAGUCACUUUGUUAAAAUGGAAAGGAAGGAUAUAGUAAACAUCCUUAAAAAGCACAAGUGUGAAGGUUUGUGUUUUGUUUGGUUAUAAACAGUUGAUGUUGUGUUCUCUUUCUUCUCUAUUUUUAAUUUAAGUUUUCUUUCAUGUACAUUAUCAUUCGGUCUUGAUUUAAAUGUACUGUAGAUCCCAGAGGAUUUAAUUUGCAGGUGUGCAAGUGUGACUUCAUGUCCUGUAACUGGAACCUUAGCCCCAGUCAUAACACCUUAUAUAAUUGGACUCACAGCUGUACCUGCAAAUAGAACCCAGCACAGUAAACCCCACCUUAAUAGAAUCCCCAACCCACCCCCUCCACAGCCUUUUUUCACAAGUAAAGGUAAACAAACCUUAAGUGGGUUGAAGAGGCAGUAUGAGAGGGUGCAAGACGUAGGGGUGUUGCUGAGGAAUCAAAAUCUGCUUUAUCGUGGGAAGCAAUUUAUUUUGUUAUGGUGUAAUAUACUUUCCUCGCAUAGGAAUGUUUUUAUUUUCACACAGAGAAUGCAUAACGUACAAAAAGGCAGUUUAGGAAAUAAUUGACUUUAAAAACUCAAUGUUUUAAGGGUUUUUGUUGUGUUGAAAGAUUCCAACCAGGUAAUAGGAGUUUCAAACAAUGGCUGAGAAAAGUUUACAAUUUUACAUGUCCCUCACAUAGGGUUUCUGUGUAACAUACAAAUGCAAACUCAGACGAGAUUUUGUCAUAAGGAAGUUGGUUUAUAAAUAACAAGGGAUUAAUAUACAUCCAUGCUGUUUUGUGAUUAUUUAAAAUUUGAUGUUUGGACCAAUCAGAAGUGUAGUAGAGACAAUAGUAAAGUUUCGUUCUUAUCUGGACCAGUACUUAAUACAUACAUGUACCAGGACAGCAACCUCAGACUGUUUCGUAACCCUGUUUUUAACCACAUUCAAAUAAGACAAAAUUAUGUAGGAUGUGCUCACUCAAAAAUGUACAGCCCUGUUACUUCUUCAGUGGCAUACCUGAGCUAGAAAACAGAAGAAAGUGCUAUUACUUCCACCAGGUAAAUCAAAAAAUAAGGCAAAGUUGUUGCUGACUAAAUUAUCAUAUUGUGUAGUUCCAAAAAAAUAAUUGUUUGCGUGAUAAAGAGGGAAAAUCUUUUUAUUUAUGUUUUACUUAAUACAGUGUCAAAUAGUCUCAAUUUUCCCUUGUGCGUAGAGGUCUUUCUUGGUUAAUUAUUAACAGUAAGUCACUGAGAACUGUGGAGGUGGUACGGCCGUACACAACACAAGUGAUGCAAUCUCUCAAACCAGUGAACUUCAAUUACUUCCUUUCAGUUAAAAACACGUUAGAAGAAGGCUUAUUAGAACAUGACCACAUUGCAUUGAAUACCACAAUAUAUUGUGUAACAAAGUAACAUAAGAUAACCGGAAGUUUAUUUAUGAGCUGAUGGCAAUCUUGUUACAUAAACUAUCGUGCAAGCUGUGAAAAAAGCACUCAGUCUAUUGCAAAUAAAAGAUCAUUUAUGAAUCAAAACAAUAAUUUUUGAUUUGAAACACUGAUUAACAGUAAAAUAACUGAUAGCUUGCUCAUCAAUCUUACUUGGAGCCCUGGGAAAAAAAAAAAGACUUGAGAGAGGUAACCCCCCCCCCCCACCCCCUUGGAAAUUGCCUCCUUUUGGGCCCCGCUCCCCUCUGAAUUUCCGUUGCCCUCCGUGGGGAGUAUGGAUUUUCUCUGUAACUGCAUAUUACGGUAUCCAGAGUCAUUUACCGGUACAAAAAUAUCCACUUCCUAAUUUUUAAAUACAUUUCAAUGUACUCACACCAGAAAUAUUUCAUUUAACCCUGGUCAUGAUUUGUUUUAUUCAAAAUAGAUUCUUCUUUGGUAAGGAAGGUUGCUGUUGAUGGUUCCGAACUUUUGGCAGAUAUUGGAGAACGCCUAAACAAAGAAAUGAGAGCUGUUAAGAACUGGCGCAAUUUAGCUUACAGGUUAGAAAUUCCUCAUGAGGAAUAUGAUGCAUUUGACACCUCUAAAGUUUCAGCUAAGAGUCCCACUAAGAUGUUAUUUGAAUGGCUUCAGUGGUGGAAACCAAAUUUAACUGUGAAGGAUUUGCUUACUGGCCUUAAGCAAAUUGAUCGCUAUGAUGUGGUGGAUCUUGUAAGACAAGAAGUUGCUGGUGGUAAGUCACAUUAUUUUUCAUUUAGGCUAGCAGAUUCUAUUCUAGGGCUGCAAAGAAAAAAAAUUACUUGCAGCCCUGCUAUUCGUUUCUUUUUUCAGAGAAUGUUCAGUUUUGAAGGACUACAUGUAUAUCUUAGUCAGCAAGAAAAAAUCCACAAGCAAAGUUGAAGGAAAAAACUGAAAAGGAAGGUUCAAUCAAACAGGGAAAAAUUAAUUAUUCGACAAGGUUGAGUAAAAAUAUGGUGAUUUGUCAGUGGCAAGCAGAUCAAUUAUCUGCUGAAGCUGAAGGCUGAGGCAAACAAUUGAUCUGCACGACACAAAUUAUCACAAUAUUUUGCAAUACCGGAGUUCAGUAAUUGUUUUAUCAUUCAAUCACCUAGUUUGUUUUGAAUGAAUAUCUUUGGGAAGCGGUAAGAUGCCGUAAGCGUGAAGCAAUCUGUCAUUUUCACUCAAGAGCAAUCGUAAGGAGGAGAAAAGUGUUGUUUCGUUUAUGCAUGAGCAGAAUAUUAAUUGCAGCCAAACAUAGUUGGACGACAUUGUGCAACUGCAAACUGUAGCUUACAUGUCACUCAUUGUAAGAAUUAAGCAGUCAAUAGUCCUAUAGAAUGACCAAGGUUUUGUUUUGCUAUAUGUUUCACAGUUGUCGGGAAAGAUGAAGCUGAUUCCAGACAGAGUUGUAGUGAGCAAGUAGAUGGUCCAACCCAUCAGUCUACAGGUAAAGCUUUCUUGUUGCUCAGUAACACACAUUUUAGCCUAUGAAUCAGACAAAACUAAACCUCUGCUUAAGUCCGGCAGCAAAACAGUGCCGAAAUCUUUGUUCUGGGUCCCCACCUGUGUACAAGGAUUUAAGUAUGCACUGACAAUGAUUGGCCUAUUUUAAGAGGCAACGUUGAUUUGCCUAUCAAGUUGAAGGGAAAUUUGAAAUGCACUUCCUGUAAUUCGUUGAGUCCAUUUGGGGCCCAUAACAAGGAUCUCAGUGCUGCUUUACUAACUCUGGUAAAUGAAUGUCAAUAAUAUUGCACAAUGGUUAUAGAAUUUCACUGCCCUUCAAGUUAUAAAAAAAAGCAAACAGGUAAUAAGUUACAGUAAAAAUGUGAUUUGGGUAUAUAAUUAUUAGCACUUUUCAUGUUACAGAUAUGUUUGCCAGUGCAACACACUAACCAACUAAGCUAUGAAGGCACUGGAGCUUGUCAGUUAUGUGUUCAUAUGUUCCUGUGAUAGAGAUGGAAUGUGACAAUUGUAUAUAAAAUAAAUCAUAUAUGAGAACUGCGGAAGUGAAAUCAAAUGAAGAAUGAUCCUCGCAGUUGUGAACGCAACUUGUGCAAUUGCGUAUCGCAAGGUCACGUGUUUAAAUCAAGUCGAAGUCCUGAAUUUUUUUCAGGCUUCUUAUGCAAUUACACUGCUUGUGUCAUUCUCAGUUUGUAUUAGCUCCCAGGACCACUUUUCUGUUUCUACCACUAGUUUGAAGAGUGAAAUUAAGUAUGCUUUUUUGUUCCUCUUUUUAUCAAAACAAGCUUUAUGGAAAUUACAGCAAUUGCAUCAUUAUCCAGACAAGAGCCACAAGAAAACUGAUUUAUUUACGGAUGUGGAAAGGAAAGCUGCAGCCAAGGGAUUGAGGAUUAUUGACAAUAAAGGGAAUGGUAAUUGCAUGUUUAGUGCACUGUGUCGCCAACUGGAAAUCAAGAAAGGACCGACAUAUUCAGAGAUGGAAUUGAGAACUGAGUUGGUUCAGUAUCUCAAGGAUCAUCCAACCUUUGUAUGUAUUUUUUUUUAUGCGGUACAGUUAUAUUUCUUCAUGCAGGCCUAACUUUUUCUUUGCUUUGAUAAAUCAAAUAAGAAGCAAACUCUUUACACCCCUUACCUCCCCAAAACGGGCACCCUUCCACAAAGGCCACUUUCUUCUGUCCUCAAGGUGGCCAUUGUGGAGAGGUUUGACUGUAUUAUAAUGAUUAUUUCAAAAACUGUCCAAAAUAAUAAUUACAUUUCAGAUGUUAAGGCAAGGGACCAUAGAGUGGGAACUCGUAGAUUAAAAUCCUAGCCAGACCUGCCUGUACUGGUCACAUUUACAUAAAUGAAGAAAAACCUUUGAAAAUCGUUUCGUAAGUUUGGAAACUACACUUGCUGACUUUCCUUUUGCGUGCUAUUUGGGCUCAAACACAAGGAACACAGUCUUUUUUAUCUCUGAUCUCAUCUUACCUUUUUCAGAAGUUAUUAUAGAUCUCUUUUACCUUUUCUUUAGGAUUAUGAUAGUGGAUCUUCAUUGAGCCUGUUUAACUUUGUUGACCAGAAGGAGUAUCCAACAUGGGAAGAAUAUUUAGAGAAGAUGGCAAGGGAUGGUACAUGGGGAGACCACUUGAUUCUCCAAGCAGCAGCAAGGCAUUUUAACUGUGUUAUUCAUAUCAUCAGCAGUCAUCCUGAAUUUGAUGUGAAAAUAGAGCCUGAUUCGACUACUUGCGAUGUGGCUGAACUUUUACUGGGACAUAUUUAUGAAUACCAUUAUGUCAGCCUUGAAGCAGGUACAGCCUUUCUAACUUUUAUGGAGCUAUUUUGAAAAAAAUAGCUCAUAUGUCAGUGGUUUGAGCGUAUGUAUCUUUGUGGCUUUGUGGCUUUGUGGCUUUGUAUGUUCGGAUGUCUGUUGCAGGGGCCAAUAAGGUUCAAGGUACUUUGAGUUGAUGCGUAGCAACCAAUGAGAUUUUAGCAUCUAACAUGACAUUUACUCGGCUUAAGGUCAAACAAGGGCACUUUGAGACGGCCAUUUUGAUUCUUCACAAUUUUUUUAUCUUUUAUUACGGCUAAAGUUGUUUAGAAGCAUAACAUUGAAAUAUCUUUAUGAUUUAAACGCUGAGUACAGUGAUGGAGCUGUUUAAGGGUCCAUAUGUUAGUGUAGAUGCUGCUUCAAGACAUUUCUCUGAUUUUUGACCUAAUUCGGCUAUCGCGAACAGUACAACACACGUAUUUCACCUGCUUCAAGGUAGAGUGUAAAAGAUCAUUUAUUUUUCAAAGUUCCUCCAAUGAAACAAUAAUUGAAAUGUAGAUCUGGACUUAAGUCUGAAGUGUGCGGCCUACAAAUUGUGCUUUUAGAAGUUUGGAAGGCAAGGCGAGUAUUGUUGAUCCUGUAAACAAGCUUUAUUCUCUCGCUUACAAAGUUCAACAGACCUUUUCCGUACCAGCAAAAAAAAAAAUGAAUCAAGUGAACAACAUGAAACAUGCUUGCUACUUCAGAGUCAUUAUUGUUUUUGAAACAUAUUUUAUUUAUAUUAGUAAAGAUGCGUAACUUAAGUAGAAACAGUAACGUCAGGGAAUUAAAUGGGAAGAAGCUAGUCGACAAAAUUGCAAUUAUUGCAUAUUGUUUUAUUGAGCGGAAUAACAUGAUUUAAGAAGAAAUAUAUUUCGGCAGUUUGCUAAUUUUCUUGGAAGGAAAUAAAUGUUAGGCUAUCAACCUUAACGUUACAUGAAGCAUAAUUUAACUGCAGAUAUUGUAAAGCCGAGGUGAUUUCUUAAAAUCGUUUGAGCAAAUUUUCUAGUAAAAAAUUUGCGUUAUUUUACGUAUGAAUUGUAAAAGGGAUAAAGUCCAACACCUUCAUGUCCAAAUUGUGUGCAUGAGUUAUUUUUAUAAUCCUGUUUAGUGGAUUACUUUGUGAUAACUCGAAUUCCCUCACGUACGAGCCACGAAAGGGGCAAAGUCCAACACUUUCACGUGCAAACUCUAUGACUGUAUAUCUCAUGCAGACUGGCUUUUCACAGUAAUAAUAGUAACAUGAAUUUAUGAAGACCUCUAUAGUUUUGUAACUAGUGCCUUAAGUGAAGGCUCUUUUCUUUCAAGAAUCAAUAACUUAGAACACUUUUAGAAUCAAGUCGUCAGAGUUAAAGACUGUUUCAUUAAGUAGAAUCGCACGUGACAGCCAUUCAAAAUAGCUCGUGCACGUUAAAAGUGCCAAUAUUUUUAUGCGACUUGGGGGAAAAUAGCACUGCUUGUGUGCUGGGAUUUGUUUUCUGGUAAACCCAAAAAAUCAAGGCUAAUGUUUUCAAAAAAACUCCCUAAAUUGCGAGAAAAAAAAUUGCAGGCAUUUAUUGCAAAUUGUAACACCUGCUGUUCUGGCCUAUCUACAAUAAUCAGUUGAAUGUAGAUUGCUGUUGGAAAUUAGGUUGAUAGAAAACAUUGUAACAGUCAUAUUUACAAUUAUGGUAAUAACAGAUGAAACAAUGAAGUGACUAAGUGCGCUUUUUUAAACUUCAGAUUUGUCUGUUCCAAGCUACCCUUCUCAAUUACCCACAACAAACCAACAAAUUCCUGUCUCAACAUAUGCUGGACAUCCUCCCUCUGCUACACACCAGCAGACAUAUGGUAAUCAGAAAUCACAGGGACACCACCAAUCAGAGAGAUACUCUAAGGAGGUGAAGGAGAGUAUGAAAGUGAGGCAACUACCCCUUAGAAUUUACUCCAAGAUUUGCAUGAAGCUAAACAUACGGCGUGACUGGUCUUUUGAUGAUUUUCGGAUGGUGGCAGAAGAGCUUGGCAUGGACAGAGAUACCACUGAGUUUAUUGGACAGCACAGAAAUCCAACUGAUUCACUUUUUGUAGAGUAUUACACUUCUGUCACUGUUCUUCAGUUGAUAAACAUUCUUCAUAAAAUUGAACGCUUAGAUGUGGCAGCCAUCUUGGAGGAGUGGAUUAAAGAUGUUCAAUAAGCAGCAGGAGGCUGAGCAAUAACUGUCAAUUUGGUGCUGCUUCGGUGUGAGGUUUUUAUGCUCAGUAUGGUCAGUAUUGACUAGAGCUGAGACCAGAACCUGAUGCGUGACACAAAGGCGUUCGUAUCAGAAAAGUAAAAUCCUCACCCACAGCAUAACUAUAUAAUUAAUACAAUGUUACUGAACUAGCAAGAGGUCCAUUGUAAAGAAAAAAGUACUUCACUAGUUUUGGCAAACUCUCAGUUAAAGCCUGCACUGUAUUUUAGGAGAUGUGAAGAAAAGGUUCACAAUCUAAGCACUCCCAAGUUACCCCUUUCUCGGGUAAGAAGCUUUCUGGAACACAGUGCGCAGAACAGUCUUGCCAGGGCACAAGUGCCUUUAAGAACUCGAUCAGUUGUACAUGUCAGUUUCUUUGACCUUAGGUAACUGUUAUGUUCGACUUUAUCCUUGUUUAAAGCUGGGGAUCAUAAAUUACAACGCCCAGGAACAAAGAAAAAUAAUAUUUGAACCAUGGAUCAAAUUGAACCACUACAUAAUUAUAAAAUAAUCAAGACAGUAUACGCACCCUGAUUACCCCGCCAGAAUGUGUUUAACUUUACUUGAGAAUAUUUAAACAUAUUUGUGACGUCAUUUGGUUUGCUUUGCAUGUGCUGAUUUUUGAAAAAAAAUUUGAGAUUAAAACUCGUCAAGUUUACUGAAUUUACCCAUAACUCUUCAAGGUUUAAAACUUGAAAAUUCUUUAAGACAUCCUGUAUCAAAGGUUUUUCGCUUAAGCUGACAAUUUAAGUGAGAAAAUCUGUUUUGAAAGCAUUUUAAAAGCAAUAGAUUGGGUUAGUAUACCUAUCUUGAAUUCUCCCAACAUCCUCUCUUGUUCAUAUCAGGCAUUCUUUUUUCGGGGAUAUCGCGAACUUAUCGCGAACGUCGCCGGAAGUCUUCAGUGACUCAGUAGAAUAUAAAUAUUUCCAAAAUUAAAGCAAAAGUGGUGAUGAUCGGAUUCCCCUUUAAGGAGUCUUUGGAGGUCCCUUUAAACCUAAUUGAGAGAAUACAGUUAAGAGACUAGGGAAUUUUGUCUAAAACAUUGUAAUUUUAUAUCAGUAAAUUAGUGCAGGGGGAAAAGAUAGAUUCCAGUUGUACCUUACUUGUUGUGUGUGCGUAGACAAGGGGAGGGAUAGAUAAGCUUGAUAGGUGUCCCCCCUCAGGGAAGGAAAACACAUGCGUUGUUUAAGAUUUUGACUAAAAGAUGAAAAAAAAAGACUGCAACGGCUCUCUGAAACUCCAACAGGUGUAAAAGAUGCUUAGGAAAUAUUUUUUAAUAAUGGAGUUGAAUAACUACACUACCCACCUUUCACUAUGAGAAGACCUGGGAAGACUUGAUUUUAUAACCGUGUUGUUAAGUAGAUAUUGCUGUAUUAUAAUUUAUUGUUGAUGUUGUAAAAGUAGCUUUAGAACAAAGGCGACUAAUAGGAACAUGCAAGUUUUUCUUUGCAAAAUGUUAACAGAAAUCAGUGAAGAGUUUUUGUUGCCUAAUGUUUCUCUAGUUUUAUUAAGACUGUCUGUAACAUGUAAAAGAGGUAAUGUCAUGUCAGGUCUGAGCGUGAAAUAGAUAUAACGUUUUGAGCUUAGGGAGCAAAGUAUUUGUUUUUAUGAGUAUCGAAAAUUGGUGUUGUGGAUUAUUAUGGGAGAAGGGAGUUCCACCCACACAUCCCCCUCCCCCACAACUUUUGUAAGACCUUUGACGAUAUGGUUGAAUGGACAGUGAAGAUAACUUAGUGAAUGGUUUGGUAACGUUUGAUAUGCUCGUAGGAGGACACCUAGUGAACAAACGUCCUCAUAAACACUCAGUUAACAAGAGCUCACAAACUAAAAAAAAUCAGAUUGGAGGUUGAGCCUGUUGACAAGGAGUGAAGCCGGCACUGUAAUGAUACCCCCUUCCAAAGUGGCUAAUACGUGGCAACGUACUAAGGAUCCUUUCAAGGGUCCCACUUUUCACAAGUACCUGACACCAAACAUGAUGCGACGUUCUUUUCUACUCUAGCUAUGUACGAAUUUGCAUACUUUGUCCAAGAAAAGCCUACUAGUGUGAAAGAUGCCUUUCGGUAUGUCUGUAACCAUGAAAGCUGACAAAUUUUUACUGAACACCCUGUUCAUCCACUGGGGAAUGCUGAUAAAGGCAUAUAGUGCCAAAACAUCUCAGUCAAUCCAAUGUUUUGUUACAAUGAUAACAACAUGAACAUCAGACAAUGAUAAACAGCUUGGAAGCUGCACUUUCAUGAGGACUGUCAAAGUACAGUAUUUUGGACUUUUUAUACAUAUCCUGAACCGCUGCGAACAAACGCACCAACUCAAUGCUUGGGUUGGCUUAGCCUGAGAAAACAGCUGAUGUUUUGCAACGCCACCACUGGUUGGCCAUUUACCAUUUCCCCAUUUACAUGGUCAACCCGGUCAAAUCACGGUUUGGACAACUGUUACACAAAAUUCAUAGAAGGAAAAUUUCCUCGUGGAAUAGCGUUAACCAUUUGACCAAACCAGUUCCAUUCACCGAAAAACGGCUGUGGAGGAGUGAACCUGGGGCGCUUUCCAUUUAAGACAAAAACCCGGAAAUUUCGGUGGUAGCAAAAGUGGAAUUUCCGAUUGGUAAAAAGUUGUUCCAUUUGGUCGUAAACCCCGGUACGUGGCGGUGCCCGACCGUGGACCUGGAACUGGUACAAAGUACGAGAAACGUAAAUGGAACACGACAUUCCGUUCGGAAAUUCCAACCGGGAAAACGGGACCACCUUUUUAGAUUUUCCACUUUUUCUGGGAAUUUUCCAGUGGGACGAACCGACGAAACGUGUUCCAUUUACCGCCGAACCGGAAAUUCCGGAAAUUUUGACUAAAUGGAAAGCGCCCCUGGUAUCAAAGAUGACCUGAAGAAAUGGAACACAAAAUUCCGUUUAGAAUAUUCCGUUCAGAAAAAACAGGACAAACAUUUUAGAUGUUCCAUUGCUCCCGGAAACGUUCUGCUGAAACGACCCAAAAAAUCGUGUUCCACUUACUCUCCACCUGGGUUUUCCAGAAACGUUUAGUAAAUGGUAAAAAACCAAUGUCUGAGGAAUGUCUGCAGAAAUUCCAUACUGGUGACGUAUCACCACCAAGAUCUGUGUAGUGCUUCUAAUUGGAUGAAGUAAAUUUUCAACCAAUUAGAAGCACUAACACCAUCAGUCUGGAAUUUCUGAAGGGAAUCAAAUAGUGGCAUCGUGAAAUGUCAGCUCGUUUCUCAGGCUAGGGUUGGUGUAGCCCGGGGGACUCCCAUAUGAAAGGGGCUGGGAUGCAGCCCUUGUGGUAUUUCAUGCAUGAUGUUUAUAUUGUUUAAUGAUAUUCUAGUAAUAGUUGACACUACAGCUGCCCCCGCUCUGCAUAUUGUCGGUCAAUAGUAUUCUUGGUCGUUCGUAAUGAAGAUUUUCACACACAUUCCAUACAAUAGGUGAGAGUAAAAACAGGAAAUGCAAGGUUCCAUGCACUGUUUCAGUUCGAUUUACACAGCUUUGAUCUGAAAACAUUCUCAGUUUCGAGAAUAUUUUGCUCUCAACCAUAAGAAAAGAUUUAAUUAGAACUUGGAAUUUUUUUCUAUUUCUCUUUCACUUUUUACAAUUGCCGGGAAGUAAGCCUUAAAAAUUAAAAGAUUUGAUCAUCGGUCAUCAUCAUGUUUGGGCCCCUUGCUUUUCACUAUCUACAUGCGCAAACUGUUUCAGAUCGUUGAACGCCACCUCCCACAAGUUCACUGCUACGCAGACGAUACACAGUUGUAUCAUUCAGCCCCAAUCGAUCUGCGGAUGCUGAUUUUGUCAUCAAGUCUAUGACUGACUGUAUCAGGGAUGUUAGGAGUUGGAUGAUUUCAGAUAAUCUUAUGUCAAACGAUGAUAAAACAGAAUUUUUAAUUAUAGGUACUAGUAGGAAGCAGCUUAAAAAUCCAUAAUCUAAUAUUUUCUUCACGACAGAAAUUCUACCUGUGAGGACAAAGUAAUCCUUUCUUCUCAUUAAUUUCUCCCUUAUUGAGAACACUUGGCUUGUCUACGAACAUCUCCCUUUGUAGAUUACUUUCUCAUCACUAAAGUUAGCUAUACGGUGAUCUUCGAUGCUUUUCUCAUAAGUAAUGAUAGUAAUAUUUUUUAAGUCAACAGAAUCAAUUUGCCCCAGCAGAUUUAUGUCUACUAGAAUCAGGUCUAAAAUAACUGCUCUGAUUCCUAUGAGCACCAAAACGUGUUUAGAAAAGAACAACGUGGGUUUAAACUAAUUUGAAAUAAAUUGUUAAGUGUUCAUCAAGUAGUGUCCUUUUCAAGGAAAGUAACUCUGUCCAUACUUCCUUCCUGUUAUUGCCAUUCUUAAGCAUUUUAAUAACCUUUUAUCAUAAUCAAAUGGGAUUUUCUGUAUAAAUAGCCAUUUACUUUCCUGCUUACUUAAAGCCCAUCUUAAGUCAGCCACACUGAGCCAACAGAUUUCUCUUACAAUUUGUCCAUAGCAAACAUCAUUAAACCACAUCAGUCUUCUCAUAAACCAGCUGUGGUUUCCAUGGAUACCACCAGGAACACCAGGAAUUUGUUGAAGAGUAGCAUAGAAUGCUUCAUCGGGAAUAAAAGUGUCAUUUAGCCAGUUAAAAAAUUCAUUGGCUUUUUUAUCAUACAAGAUGAAUUGUACAAAAUUUCUUGUCAAGGCCACAUGAUUUGAGCCUUUGAAAAGUUUAAGUCCAUAUGGUGGUGGUUCUUUUCUAAGUGAUGUUUGUAUUCUUCUAUAAUCGUGGGAAAAUUCACCUGUCUUUUCAAAGCGAUAAACAAAUUGUGUGCGGUAGUAAUUACGCUCAGGCAUAGGAAAACUUUCAAUGUUGUUUUUUCCUUGAAGUGUCUGCAAUGCAGUUACAAUGCCAUUAUUGUCAUACAAAGGAAAAUCUUGUCCCACUAAAUUUAUAAAAUAUUUCCAUUUAAUGGGACUUUCCAAUAAAUCUUCCAUACAAUUUAACUGCGCUUGAAUGAUGCUAAUAUGUGCCCAUAUCACAUCCAAGGUUUUUUUGGUGAUAAAGACAUUGCUUAGGCACCUGGUCAUAGAUUUAACAGCCCGUUCGAAAGUUUCAGAGGCCUUCACAUCAACAUGAAGGCAAUAGGCAUUAUGUGGCAUAUAUAUUGCUUUGAAUAACUGUUCAAGAAGAGGCCCCCCUUUAUAUACAAGUAUUCCAUACGCAAUUGGAAAUUCAAUUUCUAUUGAUGUGGCAAUAGGGUGAGGAAAGUCAUGCCGUAGAAUGUCAUGACAUUGUCUACUGCCAUAUGUGUCCAAGAUGUCUUGGUCAGUCUUGUGAUUUUUAUGGUCAGGAUUCAGAAAUAUUCUCAACAGAUUUGAAAAGGAAUUUUGCCAAAUCACUUUCUCACAACUUUCCCAUUUAUCAACCUGCAAGCAAAAAUAAAACAAAAAGUGAAUAUACAUGCUCCUGGUUCCAUGACACCAGCAUUUGGGGAAAGUGUCCCUGGUUUUCAUAGUGGCAAAUUUUCAAAUAUUACUGGAAAUACUGGUAGGAAUUUUAAUAUAUGGAGUGGUACAAGUAGACGGCCAAUGUAGAGAGGUUAUAAAAGGAGUACCAGAUUCUCUCAACUUAUUCUUUAAGGAAAUGUAUUGAGGUCAGUCUGGAGAAUUACUUACUGUUUCUAAUGAUGGACUACUAGCAUAUUUAGCACCUUCAGUUCAACAGAUAUCCAGGAUGUAUUUGCAACUGUUAAAAACACACAGUAUUAUAACACUUUUUUAAGGUUACAAAGCUGUUAGCAAACCAACCUUAAGCCACAACAGUUCAUCACGAUAUACAGACCACAAGGAAACCACAAACAAGGCUACAGUUAUCAGUGUAACUGCAUAGAAAAAUUUCCUCCUCAGGCUAAUAAGCAUUCUUAAGUCUAAAAUAAGAAAAUAAACAAAUUAUCUGUAAGCAGAAAGAGAAUUGAAAAUACAGGUUGUACUUUGUCACAGUAAUAUCAUUCUAUCAUUAUUGGGCACAUUUUUUAUGCUCCAUUGCACAAUGGACAGUAGCCUGCAUGGCCAGCUCGCACGCCCAAAUUCCCCCUUCCCCUUCCCCUUCCCCUUUCAACGACGGCCACGCAGGCUAAACAGACCAGGGCUAGGCCGGGGAAGCUGUCUCCUGAUAUCUGCCAAGGAAAGGCAACAUUUGAACCCUGACCUGAUCUCAUAAUGAUAAAAUUAUUGAUAUCGAAAAAUUAAGCAUCUUAAGGCAAACAGUAAACAACUAACUUUCAAAGAGUGAGAAACCCCUGGAUGAACAAGGACAAGCAUAUAAAGCAAAUAGAAGCUGUCAAACAGCAAUCUGCUUGUCCUGCCUAGAUUAGCAUAAUAGGCUGAUUUAGCAACAGAACAGGAACGUCAGUUGACGAUGACGCGCGGAAAUCAAACAACUGGCUUGACCAAUGGCUGUGCAGCAAAUUGGGCACUAGAAGUCGAGUUUAGUCCUUUCUGCGCCCUUUCCCGUCGUCAAAUGACAUUCCCGUUCUGUUGCUAAAUCAGCCUAAUAGCUAUUCGCGGGGCAUAAAGUAUUGUAAACUUUAUAGUUCUGUUAAUAAAUACAUUGUUGUUGUUGUUGUAUCUGCACGAUUUGUGAAAAAUUGUUGGAAGCAAACACCUGGAACUGUCACAAACUUACUUAAUGACUAGGAUUGACCCCCUCUCCAAGAUAUAAGAAAAUUCCUUGCCUCACACAGCUAUUGCUUGAGGCCAUCCAUGGCAAAUCAUGAUUAGAAGUCCCAAGCUAUAUCAAAAGGUGCAAUCGCCAACUAUGAUCCUUCCACAGUGACAAGUUCAUUAAAUUAACACCAAAGACUGAAGCCUACAGAAACUCGUUUUAUUGCAGAACCAUCAAAGAAUUGCCUGGCAAUGCUGCAGAUAUAGAAAAAAAGUCCAUGAUUUCAGAAGGCGCUUAGAUUAGAUUAACCAGUUUAUUAUUAUCAUUAUUAUAACUAAUUAUUUUACUUAUUUACUUAUAUUUCAUACAUUAAUUUAUUUUAAUUUCAGCAGAACCCUACCUUACGGACACCUCGGUAAUAGGGUAACCAGUUUUUUGGGCCCAGAAAAAUGGCUAUGUACAUAAAAAUCCCCUGUUAAUGCAGUCACCUCUUAAGGUGACUCGACCCAGUUAUUUUGUGAGGGUACCAUCCUACUUUGAAGCUCUAUGGUAUCCCAAACUUUACUCUGAUCAUAAGUCUAACAUAUAGCAUGGAUAACAUAUACAUCAAUCUACAAUACAGCAUAAAAUUUUUGGCGAUCGGAGUAAAUGUCACGUGGUUAUAGUGUCACACCUCUUUGGGGUCUGAGUCAAUCUGCUGUUACCGGCAUUUUUUCGCGAAAAUCUCUCGGCUACAUAUAGUGCGUAUUAGUGCCUUGCGUUGAACAGACUUUCACCAAAAUCGCAAAGACCCAAAGCGAGAAAUUCAGCGGUUUCCAAAUUUAGGUCAUAAUUUAUGCGAAAAUAAAAAGGCAACUGUACAUGAUUAUAUCUAAUAAACUAUGAAAUUUAUCCCUUUAUUUUAGGGAUCUUUAUAAUAGAUGGGUCCUUGCAAGUCAGAAAAAACCUUUAGGGCCUUGUAAAUGGGCGCGAUUUCGAGUAAUGCAAACAUAUACAAAUUAUAGUUUUUGCUAGUUGUUGAUGUUUGUCAGCAUCUAAGAGUCCUUCUCACCAAAAAAGCAUUUUCUUAAAAAUUUGUAGUUUUUUUUCCUUCAAACUUUUUCAGGGCCACAAUUGAUUAACUGACUACCCGAAUUCUGAAUUUUUAUGAUCAUUGAAAAACUGUGACAUUAUCUUCUAUCAGCCCAAACUUGAGUAAACAUUGAAGAUUUUUAGCGUUUUGGCUGAGUUUGUGCUUUGGAAGUUUUCUAUUGUUUCUAGUCUGUCAUGAUACAACAUUCUUGUUUAGCAUGCGUGCAAUGACCGUGCUUGGCUGACUUCCGAAUGUUCACCGAGAUAUCAUAGUUUCAUAGUUUAUUAGAUAUAAUUGUGUAAAGUUGGCUUUUUAUUUUCGCAUAAAUUAUGACCUAAAUCUGGAAACCGCUGAAUUUCUCGCAUUGGGUCUUUGCGAUUUUGGUGAAAGUCUGAGAAGAAAUUUUCACGAAAAAAUGCCGGCAACAGCAGAAUUUCGACUCAGACCCCAAAGAGGCGUGGCACUAUAACCAUUUACUCCGAUCGCCAAGUUUUAUGCUAUAUUGUAGAUUGAUGUAUAUGUUAUCCAUGCUAUACGUCACAAUUACGAUCAAAGUAAAGGUGGGGAUGCCAGAGAGCUUCAUAGUAGGAUGGUAUCCUCACAAAAUAACUGGGUCGAGUCACCUUAAUACAGUCAAUGGCCACAUUUUAAAAUCACAAGCAGUAAAAUUCUAUAUAAUUUCACCAUGUUAAUAUGGCCUUUAACACUAAAUGUGACAUGGCCUUCCAAGAGUGACUGCCAUCGCACAAAGUUCUUCUUAAAGGGCCAGCUGAAAAAUCUCAGUUUACUAUAAUAAAUUACUUUCUAUUAUAUUGUACAGGUAGUUGAUUUUUAUUACAUUUAAACGCUUUGAUGUUGUUUUUGUGGUCUUACUAGUGAAGUUAACCUGUUUCAUUAUUUACACACAGUUUGAAUUUUCAAUGCCUCUUUCAAGGAAAUGUGCCUUUUGCCUCGUCCAGGGUGGGGCUUUCGUCCACUUUUUUUACGCCCCAUGGUCAGAUCUGCUGGCCCCACCUUGGGACAUCCGCAGGCCAUUUGAAAGAAAAAAAUGACAAAUGCCCGGCAAGAAAGGGACGGGCAUGCUUGCAAUUGACUGAGCCAAUGUCACUAAUUGAGAAACCAGUAUUCCACCAGUUAUACAACGUGGCAGCAAAUUAUACUUGGCAUUAGUCUACAGUUAACGCUCAAUCCCUAGAUAACGGGAAUCUUGUGACAGUCUAGAUAUCGCGAGUAUAAAAGGUUUAAAGAUCACACAACUCUAUAUAAAAACUGGAAUGCCUUACCUCAAAUCGGCAAAAAAAAAUUAAUAAACUCUAUCACUGCCGUUUCAUCUAUUUAGGCACAUCGCCCAAGAGCAAGUGUUUAGUAAGGUAUCAUUCAGUGGCAUUAUAUGAAAAACAACCUUGUUUCCGUGGUAUCCGCUGAUCAAAAAAGCUCGAAGAUUUGAAAACGUGAGAGACUGGGAAGGCUCCCUAAUGCCCUGUAAGCAUAACGCGCGCACAUUUUCCAAAAUGACGGACGGACCCAACGAAUUUCAACUUGAACAACCUCCCUCAGAUGGAAUUUCUUCCGUCAAAUUCAGCCCUACAUCAGCAUCAUUUUUAGUGGUAUCAUCGUGGGAUACAGUAAGCUUCUUUUAUUUCAAUCAACUAUGUUUGAAUUUCGAAGGAAAACUAUUCUAAAAUCGGUCACAAUACAGAAAUCUAAUGACUUUAAUCGGCUUAGGUAAGCUUAAGUUCUGCCGGCGGAAAGACGCUUUUUCGAGUAUAAUUUGAGCAAUAUAAUGGGAAUGCCGUGACACUAACGAUUUGACUGACAUAGAAAAAAAUACAGUGGCUACAAUAUACAGAGCCACGUCGCUUCAUUUUGGCAAGUGGCUCGGUGCCUCGCUAGUCAUGAUGAGUGUAGAAAGAACGAAAAAGAUACAAAUUUUACUAGCAAGUAGUAUGCAAGGUAUAUAAGUAUAUUGAGAGGCAUAUGCUGUAAAGAACAAUCAAGGCGUAUAUUUUAGUGACUCCUCAGUCCAGGUUAGAGUUAUAAAACAAGAGGGGUACAUGUUUAUGAUUUAGUGGCUUGGUGGCUCUUCCGUCAGGACUGGCGAGCCGCUGAGCCUCUAUUUUCACUAGUGAGCUUUUGAGUAACUUGCAAUUUAUAAUUCUAAGAAAGUUGACCUGUAUUCUUUAGCUAUGCCAUGCCUCAAAGCUUAAUAGAAAGCAGAAAGAUUUCUGUAUAGCUCCUACAUUGAUCAUGCAUGCAGCAAGCUUAUAAUAUUUCAUAAAAAUAGUCAAUAUGAAUAGAGUAAAAAAUUGUGCGCAUGAUAAAUGUGCAGGGCUGAUGGAAAAUUUACCAGGGUUCAGGCUCCAAAAUUGGACAUCUUUGUGGCCAGCACUAAAUCCAUUAAGUGUCCGUCUUAUAGAGAGUCAAAUAAAAGAAGUAAAGAAGGGCAAGGACCAAAUCUGGGUGUCUCUUUUAUAGAGGUGUCUGUCUUAUAGAGAUGUCCAUUAAGAUAGAGUCAACUUUAAUGCUCUUGAUUUUUUUAUGAUGUUCAGAAUAAUAACAUGCGACUGAAGUACAAUCACGCUAAUGCUGUCCUAGACUGCUGUUUCCAAGAUGGUGUACAUUCAUACAGUGGUGGUCUAGACAGUACCCUCAAAGUGUGAGUUGAUUUUACUUUGUACGAGUCAUCAGAUGAGAGAAAAUCUAGCACCAACCUUUUGACUUUACUUACCUGCCAAAAAUGCUAAAACCUUGAAAACAAAGGCACAUUCUACAGUGUAUGUUGCUGCAAAAUGAGAAGCAGCGUGGCCAAGUGGUCAGUGCGUCGGACUUGCAAUCCAGCGUUCCCAGGUUCAAGUCCUGCUCUGGCCACUUGCUGGAUUGGUUCUCAGUCAUCACGAGUUCAAAUCCUCGGCCACACUUGUAAAUAGCCAACUAGUUGCCUUCUGCCAGUUGGGGUUUUUAAUCCUUUUACGUUGUAUUUGAAUGUUUUGUUUCUAAAUAUCUGAGUGGAGGGCCUGUAAAGUAGCUGGAUAAGCUAAGUGCAAAUUCCACUAUAAACAAGCCUUUAAAAUUUCAGUUGUAUUUCUGUAAGGUACACUGUUUAGCAACAGCAGCAUUUUCAACGUGGUAUGUGCCUACCAUGGCUUUCGACGAUAUAUGUGUGGAUCAAUUUCAUGUACGAUAAGCUAACAUUUAAAAACUUGGAGGAGACUGUUACAUGUAUAAACUGCGAUUACCGUUUCAAGUAACUGUUAAAACCGUAAUCUUUGUACAAAGAUAAAAAAAGAAAUUAAUUUAAAAUAACAUUGUAUGACUUCCUGUCUUGUAAUAUCAAAUAGAAUGUUGAUUAAUCUUAUUGUGUUUUGUUUAGGAUGGACUUUAACACUUCAACUGAGCAAGUAGUAGGAAUGCAUGAGGCACCAAUAAAAUGUGUAGAAUUCUGCCCUGCUAUUGGUAAGACCUAACAAAUUAUGAAAUAAGGUUUGCAUAGUGCCUUAUUUAAUACCCCAAACUGCUGAUUAUAAACCAUGGGCUUAUGCAUCUUCAUAAGGGGUUUGGGGUGGCUUAUAAAUGGAGGGGCAUAUAUUAAAGGCUAAGCACAGCUCUGCAGUAGAUUGGGGAAGUUAUACAUGUGGUUUGAAAAAAGUCUUGCUAGGUAGUCUGAGACAAGUAAAUUUUGAUUCUGUGCAAGGAACUUUCCAUGAUCUCUCGCUGAAUGGGCAAGAACCCAGGCAAGUCUUGUCCCAAGUACCAGCUGAAGUUUAAUUGUUUUUUGAGGUGUUGUUGUAACACAGUUUCUGCUCAGUGUGAACUAAAUUGACAGCCCUUGUGAGGACAGAGCUUCCCCAGACAAUCACAAGAGCCCGCACAUUUUUUUUUAAUCUCCUAAAAUGAAUUGCCGCAUGGCUGAGCGGUUAGAGUGCUGGACAUUUAAUUCAGAGGCCCAAAGUUCUAAUCCUGCCCUGACUGCUAGCUGGGUCACUAGUUCAAAUCCUUAGCCACACUUGUAAAAUAGCCAACUGGUUCACCUCCUACCAGUUGGAAUUUUUAACACCAUUAUGUUCCAUUGAAAUUAUUUGUUUCAUUAUCCCUGAAAAGCCCCUAGGCCCUAAGUGGGAAAGGAUAAUUAAUGAAUUAUUAUUAUUAUUAUCAUUAUUAUUAGUAGUAUUAUUAAUAUAUUGUACUUGUUACUGUGAUUUCUAGGUGUGAUUGUUACAGGCAGUUGGGACAAAAAUAUCAAACUGUGGGAUCCAAGGGCAAAUCAGUGUACAGGAACAUAUCAACAACCUGAAAAGGUAUUAAAAACCAUCCUUGAGUUUUUGUCUCCUGAUAGUAAUCAUUUUCUGUUUUAUUGUGUUGUUGAAGCUGCAUCAGGGGAGAACCAGGCAGGGCAGCUAACUAAUAAUGAAGUUUGAGUACCGAGAAAAAAGCCCAAGUGACUUCUGAUUGACUGCUUAAUUCUCCAUGCAAAUGUCCUUGUAUUUUUGUUUAAAACUAAACAAGAAAUUCUCAUUAGAUCAAGAGUCACUUACAGCUGUAUGGUCUCAUUUCAUUCACUAUGUCAUUAUUGGGAGAGAUUAUUUACAAGUGAAAUUGCUACUUCCGGAAGCAUUUGAAUUCCCAAAACUAAACAAGAAAUUCUCAUUAGAUCAAGAGUCACUUACAGCUGUAUGGUCUCAUUUCAUUCACUAUGUCAUUAUUGGGAGAGAUUAUUUACAAGUGAAAUUGCUACUUCCGGAAGCAUUUGAAUUCCCUGCUUUUGAUUGGCCGUAAAAAUCAGAAGCAGGCAAAUAAAUCGUUUUUGGGCUGGUUUUUUUUUUUUUUCAAAUGAGUGGGUGCCCAACAACUCUUCUGACCAUUUGAUGAACUUUGCCCACACCAACACAAUUUGCCUGUUAUCAUUUCCCCAUCAGCUACUUGCUCUGGAUAUCUCAGGAUGUUGUACAUGUAGCUCCUCAUUUCUUCAAAACAUAUAACUGUUUUAAUAUUAUUGUCCUUAACAAACUCUCCAUAGUUUCCCUUUCUUUUUGUUAGGAACUAAUAAUGUGCUUUUUUGUAGGUCUACACAAUGGCAACAUCUGAUGAGCGACUUGUUGUUGGAACAGUAAGGAAUAUUAUUUUUUACUGAAGUAUACUUGUACUUUGUUACUUGUGUUUCUGUCAAGGUUUUCCUUUGUUUGAUUGUUUGAUUAGAUUUACUAAAUUUUGCAUUAUUGCAGGCAGGACGGAGAGUGAUGGUGUGGGAUCUCAGGAACAUGGUAAGAACUGUUCUACUGAUACUUUACUGUUUUGAUAUGUACUGGUAAGCAGAAAAGAAUCAGGAAAUGUAAGAAUUAACAGUUUUUUAAAGUUUCACAUUGUGUUUGGUUGGAAAGGUUUUACAUAGGUGCCGUGGCAUUCUUUAUUCAAAGACAAAAGCAUUAAUUUCAUUAUUUUUCUGGUGCCCAAACGUUUUUGCUAUUGUUGUACUAUUUAGUAAGACUUAGUUUUUUAACCCUCAUGCAAGAUGUACCACAGUCUCAUCCCUCUCCAUUCAAGAAGCCCAUCUUUGUGAGAAGGCGGUAACUUACUUCCCAGUGGUACAAUAACUUGUAAAUUUAAAGUACUAAAGUCAUACCUUAUAUGGUGUUAAUUUAUUCUCAUGUAGGGAUGUGUACAACAGAGGAGAGAAUCUAGUUUAAAAUACCAAACAAGAUGCAUUCGAACAUUCCCCAACAAACAAGGUCAGUGAAUAUCAUAACCGUCAAGAUUAUAGGAACAAGGUUUCAGUUAGAGGGGAAAACUAAGUGUCAAUAUAUAAGCAGUUAUUGAUUGAACAAAUGUAAUAAUGAAAUUGUUAAUGGUGAAUAAUCUAUGACAGUAAAAAGAUUGCAAUUUUUUGUUAACAAGUAAAAUGCAAUAAACAUGAGUAUUUUCCAGUUGUGGACUCGUACGACAGUGUUAUGGACCUAAUAAAUGUAACGAUCAUCACAGUUGAAGAUGAAACUUAUGCAGUUGCGAAAAGAAAGCCUGAAAGAAAUCAGGCUUGCCAGGAUUCAAACCCUGACUUCUGCGAUCCCAGUGCAGCACCCCUAACCAAUUGAGCUAAUAAACCAACUGGGAGCUGGUCAUUAUAUUGGUUCAUAAUUAGCCUGCGAACAGCAGAGGCAUUUCCGGUCGUCGCUUCUCUCCCUCCGGAGGAGAGAAGUGACGACCAGAAAUGCAUCUGCUGUUCGCAGGCUAGUUCAUAACAUACUCUAGGGAAAGAUAAAGAUGAAGUAAUGAAUACAAUAUAUGUGAAUUGCUUAUAUUGGAUCUGUGGGAUGAUAUUAUAUGAUGAUAUGUUACAGAUCAUUGGAUAGUGUUUCAAAAAAAAACAGUAGUGUUUCACAUAGUCUUACAGAACUUCCAUGAAGUUUAGAUGCAUUUCAUAAAGAGCUAAAUUGAAUAAUUUCUUAAAGUUCACUCUUUUAAUAUGGAUUUGUCUGACAGUAAAUUCUUUCUUGCGUCAAAAUCCUUAGGCUAUGUGUUGAGCUCCAUUGAAGGCAGAGUAGCCGUGGAAUACUUUGAUCCAAGCCCUGAAGUACAGAAAAAGAAAUAUGCUUUCAAGUGUCAUAGAAUCAAAGAGGAGGGAAUGGAAAACAUUUACCCUGUCAAUGCUAUAUCCUUCCAUAAUGUGUGAGUAAAUAAACAUCUAUAGCAGAGUUUCCUAAACUCUUGAAGUUUCUUGCAUUUGAAUUAACAACAAAAACUUUCAAAAUUAAGUUUUUGUGACACUUUGCUUUUAUUCUUAGUCAUGCUUUGGUUUGCCCUCCAGGACCAAUCUUCAUUUUUUGACUGGUGAAUUCAAGCAUAAAAACAAUUUUCUUUCUUUACGUUAAUUAUUUGUUACUUGGAAUGAUUUCAGACACAACACAUUUGCCACUGGUGGAUCAGAUGGCUUUGUAAACAUCUGGGAUGGCUUCAACAAGAAAAGACUCUGUCAGGUAGAGCACUAACAUUAUUACUUCAACAUUCUUGCAAAUUAUUUUAUACAAGCCAGAUCAUGCACUUAUACUUUACUCAGGAACACCUUGUAAAUCUGGGUGCAGGAACUGAUAUUUCCCUUCCUUUUUUUCAGUUCCAUCGUUACCCAACAAGUAUAGCAUCAUUGAGCUUUAGUAAUGAUGGCAGUUUGUUGGCCAUAGCUUCAUCAUACAUGUAUGAGGAGGAUGAAAAAGAGUAAGUCUUCAAUCACUCCCAGGAGUUAAGAAAAUUAGAAUAUGUAAACCUUAUUGUGUAAAAUCCUGCAAAAAUGAGGGUGCAAAGAAAGUCAGUUUUUUUUAUAGCUAGCAUGCACUAGCCCAAGAGAACAGCAUUGAUAACAGUUCUUCUGCAAUUUGCCAUGUGAAAGAGGUUUCAUUUCUGUUGGUCAUGCUUUAGGGGUACUUCCUUGCCCAGCAAGAAAAUCUACUUGUUGUAGACUACCAGAUGUGACUUUUUUCCAGCCCUCUUGCUUGUUGGAGUUCUAAAUCCUGUUAUGUUUCAUUUGCACUAGUUGUUUUGUGCCUGUAAACUAGCUACAAUCGGUGACAAAAUUAGUUGAGGCACUAAUCCGGAAAGGGGCUUAUUGAUGUUUUACCUACUUUACAAUUUCUCAACAAUUUUUUCAUUGAUUGUAGAUCAGCAGAGUGAAGUUUCAGUAUAAGCUAAGAAUUUACAACAACACUACCAACUGUAUUCGGGAUCUUGAUAACCUUGAUGAAAACUAGGGGUCAAUUUAAUAACAUGUUAACAAGUGUAGCUACUGUUUUAAGACUGAACCUAAGGCUACCCUUGUAAAUGACACUAGUAAAAGUUUUAUUAAAUUGACCCCAUGUGCUAUUGAUAUCAGGGUUAGAGGCAGUGCUUAGAAAAGGUGCACUUGUGUUCCCCUUAAAGGUAUUGAUGUGAGAAAAGGCUACAAGAAAUACAUAUACCUUCUAUUUCAUUUUAUUUCUUUCAUCAUUAGACAUCCUGAAGAUGCUAUUUACAUACGGAGGGUUUCAGAUGCUGAGACUAAACCCAAGUAA